AUGGUGUUCACGUUUCUGGUGAAUCGACACGGAGACAGGACCCCAGUGAAGCAGAAUGUUUACCUGAGCGACAAGCCAGAAGCGCUGGAAAAAAUAACGCAGCCUUUGGGAUACGGACAGCUGACUGAUCUUGGCAAGCGUAGAGCGUACGAGCUGGGAAAUUUCAUACGCAGCAGGUAUGGCGACUACCUCUCGCCGAAUUUCAACCUGUCCGAGAUAUAUAUACGGUCCACUGACUCCACGCGCGCUAAAAUGACCGUCCUAGUCGCCAUGGCGGCGGUUUACCGUCCGGACGGUGACAGCUGGAGCGACGAUAUUAAUUGGGUGCCCGUACCCUACACCACCGUACCACUGCGGUACGACUUUCUAAUGGGCAUGAACUGCCCGACUUUCGAUGAGCAUUUCAACGAGAUGUCAACGACCUACAGACCCGAAAUGGCAACGUACCAUCAAGUGGUAAAUCAGCUGUCUUCGAUACUCAGGCGCGAUCUAUCGAAAACACCGGUUAAGAUGUACUCAGCAUAUGACGUGUUUAUCAGUCAGAUACAUCUUGGCAUACCAGUAAAGCCAUCCAUUCAGAAGGUCAUGCCCGAAAUCAAAAGCGCCGCGGACAAGGCAUUCGACAUCCUAUUUGGCAACGACACAAUGCUGCCAAUGCAAGCAGGUUUACUCCUCAAGGAGUUCUUCGAUGUGGCGUCGGCCGCGAUUUCUGGUGAGCCCACGAAGAAGGUGAGAAUUUACUCGGCCCACGACACCACUGUCUACGCGUUCGAAGCCAUAUCCAGGGCCACCCCAAGACAGGGUGCACCGAUGUACGCGGCGGCUUUCGCGCUGGAGCUGAGGAGAGUGAAAGAGACGGGGAGAUACAUUGUAGUGCCAGUGUACCUGAAGUCUCCCGGUGAACCGUUGGAAUACCUCCACAUCGAGGGCUGUGAAGCGCUUUGUGACUUGGAGCAGUUCUACGAGAUCACUGCCCCCUUCCUGUUAGACGAGGAUGAGAGGAAGCGGCGGUGUAAAUACAACGAGAACGCUCCAUUCGACGACAAGGGCUAUGCA
Iphiclides podalirius (scarce swallowtail) is the source of this 1056-nucleotide messenger RNA. NCBI's taxonomy places the organism in Eukaryota, Metazoa, Arthropoda, Insecta, Lepidoptera, Papilionidae. The record is from the annotation of a GenBank genome assembly.